Molecule: messenger RNA, 932 nt
Organism: Arabidopsis thaliana (thale cress)
Lineage: Eukaryota; Viridiplantae; Streptophyta; Magnoliopsida; Brassicales; Brassicaceae
Product: 50S ribosomal-like protein
Exons: 1
Coding region: 253-729 (158 amino acids)
Source: RefSeq, marked reviewed
UAACCAUCAUCAGCAAAAAAAUACAAAAAGAAAAAUUCGCUGGCAUCUUAAAUAUCAUCAGCGAAAAGUAUACGACACUCAUUCUUACAAGCCACGUGUAACCUAUCUUCUUCAAGAAUGGUGCCAAUCCUAGUCACCACCUUAUUCCUUUAACCCUCCACUAUCAUUACUACUCACACGAAGCAAAGAAUCACCCAAACCAAUCCAAAUGAUCAAGACAGUACACAGAGAUCGAAACACAAAACCAAACCAAUGUCUCUGCAAAAGUUUAAGCUUCUCGCAACUCAUUGCAGCACCGUCGCAGAGAGUCCGACACGUAGUCCAGUCAUCCACCUCCGCCGUCGUAAAACGCUGCGUUUGUUACUCACUCGAUCAUCAGACCGAUGGAGAUUACCGGAGAUCCAAAACAACGUAGAUGAAUCGAAGAAAACGGAUAAGAGAGGUAAGAUCCGAUCUAGCCGGAAGCUUGGAGAUCUUUUUGUUUCGUCGCCACCGUUUGAGGAAAGUGGCGGUGGCGGCGGCGGAGAUAAGGGGACGAAGAUGGAGGUGGAGAUGGAGAGGGAUGUACCGGUUAACGGCGUUAGUAAUAACGCAGGUUUUGGAGAAGAGAUAACGGCUCGGCGUGUGGGCUUUAACGGGUCUGUUAGGCCCAUGUCAUCUGUUACACUUCGAUGUAGAUUACUUAGACGAUCUUGGCGUCCUGUACUUGUAACUAUUCCUGAACAAUAAACUCUGAAACAAAUAAAUUAUAUUAACAUUUUUCUAUGUUGAAAUUUUGAUUUUUAGGAUAAUUGUUUUUUCUUAGGAUUUUAAUCCAAUUCUGAUUUUGUUUCUCGGAAUUUUAUUGUGAUUUGUUUAUUCCUCAAAGUAGAUAUAUAUUUUUUUUCUUCUUGAAGUUAAUAUUAUAUACUAUGUAAUUGCAAGUUUUUGGU